Molecule: messenger RNA, 5104 nt
Organism: Ambispora leptoticha
Lineage: Eukaryota; Fungi; Glomeromycota; Glomeromycetes; Archaeosporales; Ambisporaceae
Source: the annotation of a GenBank genome assembly
AUGACGAAAGACACUAGAUCUUUUACCACAACCAACACGACGAUAACAAAAAACAGUAAUAAUAACAGUAACGGCACUAGUAAUCUUACUGGUGCAGAUACUCUCCUCGUCUCCUCCGCCACAUCUAUUGUUGCUACCGCUGUUAUUAUCAAUUCUGUUGAUAAUACUCGACAACAACAAACAACUUCCGAACAAAAUAUGAAACCGACCCAAUUUGUAUUACAUAUACCGCCUACACACACUACAAUAACAACCUCCUAUCAUCAUCAAGAAUUCCAACACAAUUAUAAUCAUACUUCACCUCAGCAACAACAAGCUCAAGUUUCAGGGCAAGAACAAGAGCAAAACCAUAAUCAUCAGCAGCAAUCAUUGGAAUCAUCGCAACAAAUAUCAUCGGAUAAUACACCGACUAAAAUAAUACCAGUACGGGAACAAAAAGCAAGAUCUUUCUUAAAAAAUACAAAUAGAAACAGUAAAACUCAUAAUGCUCAUAAUCGCAAUUCUAUCCCAUUGGAGAAACAACAACAGCAGCAGCGGCAGGAACAUAGCCGUUCCGAACAAUUAUAUCAAAAAGAAUUGCAACGUCAGCAACAACAACAAUUAGUAUCAAAAGAAAAAGAUCAACAACGCAAACCAACAUUAUCAAAAGCAUCUUCGGAAUCACAUAUUUCACAAAAGAUUAUUGAAACAGAUCUUCAAAGUCCUGUGCAACCGCCAGAUCCACAUCUACAACAAAAUCCCCCCCCUCAACAUCAACAGGUUCCACCGCAGCAAGCUCCAAAUUUUCCCUCUCCAAACUUGUACAGAAUUUCAUUACAACUAACCACAGAAUUAGAUAUUCGAAAAUGGUGGGACAAUGUAAUUGAGACUUUUGUUACUUCUUAUCAUGCAUCACGAAUUUUAUUAUCCGUACCCCAUGAUCUUACAGACACUAUAAACACUCCUUGGGGUGUAAAGGCAAUAUAUAAUCGAGAUAACUGUCAUAGUAAUGGUGGAGGGAAUGCUGGCCAUUCGGAUAAUGUCACGGACUCUACUUCAAAUUCAUCAAAUGAUCAUGGUCAUUUGGUAUUUGAUAAGUUAAAAUCGUUUGAAUGCGAUGUUGAACCAUUAUUGGACAAUAAAGGCAUCCUAAGGAUCUUGCAGCGGGGGAAAAUUAUUGUGGUAUCUAGAGAAUAUCAGCAACCGGAAGAAGAAAAACUUUGGAAUUCAACAAAUUCCCCCCAGAAACAGCAAGAAGAGGAAAUGGUCGCAGCAUUUCCAGUAAGUAGGGGACCUAAUAGCAGUAGAGGACUUAAUGGCAGUCGAGGGACUAAUUGUGAUAGAGGCGGAGGGACAGCUUCUAUAAUCUCAAACUCGAUAUCCUCAUCGUUGCCUCGAGUGCUAGACACGCCAUGUCUGGUUGAUUUAGAAGAGGGUCAUAAUAGCUAUUUUUUGUAUGAAAGAAAUAUGCAUCAUUUAAAAAAUCAUCAUAAUUAUCCUCAUCAUGUGGAACCGCGUCAACAUUGUGACUAUGAGGAAUUUGAACAACAGCAACCCUCACCUUGGUCACAAUCACCUGCUCCUUCACCGGUUGUUACCGAUCCAAACAUUAAUCCAUUUUUUCAAUCAAUGCCCGUGAUAGAUGACGAAGCAUUCAAUCCUUCAUCCGCUUCCCCAUUAACACAUCCCUCCCCGAAUUUCACUUACCCGGUAGGCACAAACAAUAAUGUCUACUCCAUUGUACAUAUUCCUCUAAUACAUCCAACCACCGCAAAAAAUGUUGCACCCACAAAUGCACUACAUUCUCCGGUUCCAAUUGCGAUUCUCUCGUUUCUUUCAGGUGUUGUUCCGUACCCAUCAAAUCUUAUACGUUCAUUGCACGCACUUUCACCUUACCUCGCUACCACAUUCUCAAUGGCCACGAUACAUCAACAAACUCUCAGAGAACUAACCUUACGUGCCUCGUAUCCACGCGUCGGAAGAAAACAGCAUCGUCAUAGCAAUAGUAUGAAUCAUAAUCAACAAACACAUUCAUUAGAUCGAAUUGAAUACAUAGACAGCGCAUCAUCUGAUGAGUAUUCUACGACUUCCUCCUCCUCUUCACGUUGGGAAUACGCCACUGUAUUUUCAACACGUUUCGGUCAAAGCCCCGGAACCGAUAAAGAAGAUCCCUUUGGUCAAGAGCCACCUUUAGACAAUAUAUCAUCAAAAGCUGCUGCAACCUCCUCUUCAUCCAAAGAAAGGAAACCUCGAAAUCAAGACUUGGUUGUACCAAACACAAAAUUGCUUCGAUUAAUACUUGAUGUAAUGCCAAAUGCUGUAUAUACGUGUUCUCGAAUAAAUGGGGACUGUACUUGGGUGAAUAAUCGUAUGAUUCAAUAUUGUGGCAAUCGAAUUGAAGAUAUGUUGGGUUAUGGAUGGUUUGAUACCGUACAUCCGGAUGAUAAAACGCGUGUCUGGGAAAUGUGGACUACAGCGUUUUCACGAGGUGAAGGUUUUAGUGCACAAUAUAGAAUUCGUAGAUUCGAUGGACAUUAUCGUUGGUUCUUGGGACGUGCUGGACCUUUGAGAGAUGCAAGAGGUGUCGUGAUACAUUGGUUUGGGACUUGCACUGACGUUCAUGAUCAAAAACAAGCUGAAGAACAACAAGCCCGCCAACUGCAUGUCGAAGCAAAUGAAAAGAAAUAUCGACAAUUGGCUGAAGCAAUACCACAAAUUGUGUUUACUGCAACGCCUAGAGACGGGAUAACUUAUGUAAACGAGAAAUGGACUACAUACUCUGGACUGACGUUUGAACAAUCACAAAAUCUAGGAUUCUUAUCUCAUGUCCACCCCGAUGAUCGAAGCAAAUGUUUACUACCGGAUGUUGAAUCAGAUGAUGAUAGUCAUGGGGAAGUGAGACAUCAAGAAGAAGUGAGAUUAAUGAGUUCUGAUGGGACAUUUAAAUGGUUCUUGGUUAAAUGUAUAAGUAUUGAAUCUUCCGAACAAGGCAGAAAAUGGUUUGGCACUUGCACCGAUAUCAAUGAUCAUAAACUACUGGAACAUAAAUUAAAAGAAGCACAUGAUGCAGCUCAAAAAUCGACCGAAAGCAAAACACGCUUCUUAUCCAACAUGUCGCAUGAAAUAAGAACUCCAUUAAUUGGUAUCACUGGGAUGAUCAAUUUCAUGUUAGACACUCCUUUGACGGUCGAACAACUUGAUUACGCACACACAAUACAGCAGUCUGCUGAUGCUCUAUUAUUGGUAAUAAAUGAUAUCCUUGAUCUUAGUAAGGUGGAGGCAGGGAUGAUGAAACUGGAGAUGGAACCAUUUUCAGUGCACACAAUGAUUGAAGAUGCGAAUGAGCUACUUUCAACAUUGGCCAUACAAAAAGGUUUAGAACUGAGCUUCAUAGUGGAAGAUGAUGUGCCAGAUGUGAUUUGUGGUGAUCGCAUUCGGUUAAGACAAGUUUUGCUGAAUGUCAUCGGGAAUGCCAUUAAAUUUACAUCUGAUGGUGAAGUUUUCUCACGAUGUUCUGUCCAGCAAUCAGAUGCUGAAAACCGGGAGGUGGUUCUUUUGUUUGAAGUUGUGGACACAGGUCCAGGGUUUGAUUCCGAAGAAGAAUCAGUAAUGUUUAAACCGUUCUCACAAGUGGACACUUCGUCUACGCGAAAAUAUGGCGGUAGUGGACUUGGUCUUGUCAUAUCACGACAAUUGAUUGAAUUGCAUGGUGGCAAAAUGUAUUGUAAAAGUCGAAAAGGAGAAGGAUCAGUUUUUUACUUUUCAGCCAGAUUUAAUGUUCCAAAUGAUUCGACAAGCCCUCGACCUCAAACGCCAACCUCUGAAGUGUCGAAUUCACCUUUUUUCCGAUAUAGCAAAGCUUCAGUAGAAUCUUCUUCCUAUACUAAUAAAGGAGUCCAUAUCGGAUCCGCACAUAAUGAACCUCCGUUAUCGUCUAAUUCGGUUUCUUCGAUGUUCAACAGUUAUUCAUUUCCGGUCUCGCUAAAUGACUCAGGCAGCAAUAAUUCUAGUAAUGGUCGUUCCACUUCACCUUAUCCCAAUACACCCAAAGCAGGAUCAGAGAAUGAAGGAUCAUCUAUUCCAAUGUCCCCACCUAAUUCAUCAAGACCAAUUACGCCCACAAGCGGAAGUGGCUCACGACCCGCAACUCCUACGAUAAAACCCCGCAAACCAAUAUAUAUUGAUUUACCACGUCCAGCUUGCGUUCUAAUAAUAGCCGAAUUACCAUAUGCUAGAAAGACAUUAGAACAUUAUGUUCGUUCAAUUCUACCUAAAACCCCUACUCCCGAAAUAGACAUUUCUAUUGAUUACACAGAUGCAUUCGAAAUAUUAUCACAGUCAGAUGUAAAACAAUAUACCCAUGUAUUUAUUAAUCUUUACUUACAACCUCAUAUAAUAGCACUUGCUGGUGCUAUCAAAAAUUCACCGAAUCUUAUGCAGACGGUUGCCGUAAUAUUGACGACUCCGAUACAACGAGCUGGUGUAAUGGAAGGUGCACAAAAUGAUUUGCCGCCUCGAGUAGAUUUCAUUUUUAAGCCUCUUAAUCGAAGUAAGAUGGAAGGUUUGUUUGAUGAUACCACCACAGUUCGUGAAAAUUUCCUAAAGCGACGAAAUACUCAUCAAAUUGUCGCCAGUCAAAAAGAAAUAUUUAAGCGUAUGGCUGAGGAUGUUGGUGGUCGAGGUCUAAGAGUCUUAUUGGUUGAAGAUAAUUUUGUAAAUCAAAAAGUUAUUAUACGAUAUCUUAACAAAGUAGGACUCGAUGUGUCCGUGGCAAAUAAUGGCGAAAAAUGUUUAGAAAUAUUUUUCGCGCAUCCUCCGGAUUAUUUUGCCUUGAUCUUGUGCGAUUUGUUUAUGCCGGUAAAAGAUGGCUAUCAGACUACAAAAGAAAUCCGUGCUUGGGAAGCGGCAAAUUUGAAUCCAAAUCAACGUCCUAUCCCAAUUAUCGCAAUGAGCGCUAACGUAUUCAGCGAUGUCGCAUCGAAAUGUGAUACCGCGGGAUUCAACACAUAUGUUAGCAAGCCAAUUAAUUUCGCGACAUUAAGUGACGCUAUUAGGAGUGCAUUAGUUAGUAAUGAUAUAGUCACCCAAGACAAUACUACAUCAUCGUCUUCUGUUUCAGCCAAAA